AUGGCAUGUCCUUUUUCACGGGAACGCUUGAAAGCGAGCUGCGAGGAGCAAAGGGAACGAGGGAACGACGGUCAACCGCGGAUGGGUCGACUGGGACGAGAGGACGGUGGAAAAUCGAGACAAUCCUCGUUCGAAGUAACGUCGUUGCUGAUGAGAGAGGAGACAGACGAUGCCGAAGACACACAGACACUGAACCUGAAACACCUGAGGGCCGCUGUUCUGGUGCUGACCAAUCCAUCGAACGAGGUGGUUGCCGUGGCUCUGGGGGCCCUUUUGAGCAAAGGCGAGGAGCCACUCUCAACCUCGAGGUCUCUUGAGAAACUGCUGUACAACGUCGAUGCUGAAGAGAACUAUAACUUACUGGAGGACAUUUACGAGACACUUAGCUAUGAAUGCGACGUAGAAGUGAGCACGUUUUUCGAUCACCUUGGUCAGGAGCUGAUCUACACCGCUUGUGUCGGUCUUCUUGAACGGGCGUUCCGUGCUCGGCAAUAUCUGACAGCUUUUCUGACUACUCUGGACGGCGUGAACGACGUUGUGCAACAUCAGUCUGGAUCUGAAGCGGAGGCAGAGUUCGUAUGCAUCGCCACCCCGGAAGCGAUAGAACUGCAUUUCACAACUGACCAUCCAUCUAUCGCGUAUCUACUGGUUGGCAGCUUGAAAGGCAUCGGCCAGACAGUUUUAUAACGACAAUGCGACGUGUACAUUCUACCUGAUCCCUAUAAUACGAAUUUUUUCAGGUAUCGUAUUACGCCAGAACGUUACAGCGAGCAGUUGCUAGUCGAUUCAGAGGUCGACGAUAAUGUCGAUACGGUCACGUCUCCUUUCCGUCCACUUUCGACCGAAGCCACGGACCUUCGUAUGGGGGUUGCGAGUUUCUGCAAAGCGUUUCCAUGGCACUUUGUCGUCGAUCGACAAUUGGAACUCGUGCAGCUUGGUGUCGGAUUCAUGAGGAUCUUCGGACAUCAUCUAAACCGAUUGGGGCGAGAAAUAUCGACGUACUUCGUCUUUACACGACCUAGCGGGUUCUUUGACCUUCACGAGAUACUGAAACGAGCGAAACACACCUUCGUGUUGACCCUACAACGACCACAAGGCGUUGAUAAAUAUCCCGCGGAGGGCUUAGAGAUGAAAGGUCAGAUGGUUCAUUGUCCAGAAUCGGAUUCCAUCCUAUUCGUGAGCUCACCAUUUCUAAACGGUCUGGAAGGAUUAACUGGCCGAGGACUUUUUAUAUCUGAUAUUCCAUUACACGAUGCAACAAGAGAUGAUUUGGUUGGAGAACAAGCCAGAGCCCAGGAUGGUUUAAGAAGACGAAUGGAUAAGCUGAAGAGUUCGAUAGAAGAAGCAAACCAUGCUGUGUCUGCUGAAAGAGAAAAGAACGUCAGUUUGCUUCAUCUUAUAUUCCCUCCAGAUAAUAGCGAAACGUUUUAUGGAGAAACAAUCGAAGCAAAGACCUAUCCAGAGGUAACAAUGCUUUUCAGUGAUAUUGUUGGUUUCACGGAAAUAUGUUCCACAGCGACACCAAUGAGGGUCAUCAACAUGCUCCAAACCCUUUACGAACAAUUCGACUCAUUCUGUGGUCAGUUAGACGUUUAUAAGGUUGAAACAAUCGGAGACGCCUAUUGCGUGGCGUGUGGUCUACACCGUGAUACCGUAAUUCAUGCACAACAAAUAGCUUGGAUGGCUCUAAAAAUGAUACAAGCAUGUUCUAAUCAUCUAACUCACAAGGGUAAACCAAUAAGGGUAAGAAUUGGCAUACACACUGGAAUGUGGUUGGCAGGAGUUGUUGGAAAGAAAAUGCCAAGGUAUUGUCUUUUUGGUCACAACGUUACUUUAGCGAAUAAAUUCGAAUCUCUAAGCGAACCACUUCAUCACGUUAGUCCAACGACAUACGACUUAUUGAAAUAUCCCGUACCAGGAUUCGAGUUGGAACCGCGCAGAAAGGAAUUCCUGCCAAAGGAAUUUCCGGCUAACAUCGAGGGAAUUUAUUUCCUGUACGGUUACAAGAACAAGGAUGUAGAUGUGAAUCAUCAUUUGGAUCUUCAUAUUAAAGCCGCGAUCAGAGAAUACGGAAUUGGCGCCAGCUUGUAGAUAACCCAUAAAAUCAUAAAUCGUCUCAACGAACGCGUGUCGUCCGUGAAUGUCGCUGUACCAUGCUACUUUCUUCGUAAUAACACUUUCAAUGAAUUCACGAAACAAAAAAAAAAAACUGGCACCGUCUAACGACGCUGAUUCUAAACAGACUGACGGCCGAUUCGCGAGCCGGUAAUAUUUAUACGCAGAGUUUUAGGUUACAAUUAUUAUAUACUUAUGACCAUAUGAGCAAAUAACUCGUAUGAUAAACUGUGA
Molecule: messenger RNA, 2349 nt
Organism: Osmia bicornis bicornis
Lineage: Eukaryota; Metazoa; Arthropoda; Insecta; Hymenoptera; Megachilidae
Gene: Gycalpha99B
Product: head-specific guanylate cyclase
Biological process (GO): cGMP biosynthetic process; response to oxygen levels
Cellular component (GO): guanylate cyclase complex, soluble
Molecular function (GO): heme binding; guanylate cyclase activity
Source: RefSeq, a predicted model, not a curated record